GCAAGACAGCGUCUUAGGAGCUAUUCGUAGGCAUUGCUGCCGAACCCGGCUCACGAGCUCACUGCAGUCAAUGCAAUUAACAAAUGCAACCCUUGUGAAACAGCAGCAGUAUGUGGUAAGUCACUUAAUCAUUCAUACUGUUUUAUUGACGCGCUGGGAUUUUUUUCUCUCACAGCUUUCUUCACAUGACAGGUCUCUGUUGCUGGCACAAUUGCGCAAAAAAGCAACAGAAACAUUGUAAACGGUGUAAAGAUAAAGAGUAGGCUGGUUUACCCUGUAGCCUCCCUGAAAACACCAUGACAUGAUGAAGCAACUGAGAUACUUGUCGCACAGAGAUUUCUGCAGCUUUUUUUGUGUGUGAUUCUUUGCUUAUCUCAAAGACAACAUGCCCCACGCUCGAAAUAGGAACCCCAGCCCCAUCCCAGAGGUAACAUGGGACACGGGAUUGAAGGAGAUGAACGAGACCUGGAAAGGAGCUAUAGCCUGUCUCGGGGUGGCCGUCUUUUUUGUCAUGACUAUCGGGAUAAUUUAUUGGCAAGUGGUGGACCAGCCUAACAAGAACUGGAUCCUCAGGGGGACUUUAAGCGGACUGAUCUGGGAGAGAAGAACCCACUCGCUUGUCAUACAGACCCUGGCGGAGGAUAAGACCUAUGUGGAGAUAGACGUUGGCAACGUGGGGAACCCCGACAUCGAGGUUCCCUUUGUGAGGAACCUGUGCUGGCUGAAUAAAACAGAAUUCUGCUAUACGUGGGACUCGGUGGCCGAGGUGAAGAUUUCGCUUGAGGUGAAUGAGGAGACGGAGACGGAGUGCUACAGUAUGACUUGGGUGCCGGUGCACUGUCAUGUGGAGCUGAAGGACUGCUUCUCCAUGACCAACGUGUCCUGGUACGGUGGUGCUAGUGUCCGUGGUCAGACUUGGCCCAUCAACGAUCAGAAUGCCACCAUGCAGCCUUUUGUUGUGAGUGAUCUUAAGAACAAUCCAUUUGGCUUCGGCUCUGCUUUGGAGCGCUACUUCCUGGGAUCAUCAGGUGUGGCAGUGCUUGUUUCUCCUGAUAUUCCACUGCAGCUGGGGGUGGACAGCAGACAGCAAUUCUGCCUGCAGUCGCUGCCCAGUAUGGAACGAGCGCCUCUGCAGUACACUGUUUGUGUGGCCAACAAUGUGAAAGCUGCUCACCAGGAAGCAGUGCAGCAAAUGUACCAGCACAGCAGGGAGCUGCCCAACAUGAACGCACUGUGGCUGCCGUUCUGGAAGCUGCUCACUAACAUGGAUUCGGGGCCGAAGGUGGAGAGGGAGCUGAGGACUUUCUCUAAUCGUCUGAGGAGACACCAGCUUGGGGAGGGAGUUAUCAGCAUCAAUGAACAUUCCACCACCCUCCUCUCCGACAUGGACCAUGACUACCUCAACAGCAGGAAAAGGGGGAUGUCCAAGAGACUGACCAGGGACCUCCCACUUGUCAAGCUUCUUAACAUUUCCAUCACCCUGUCCCCUUUCCUGGGCGUGGACACCACGCAGUUCCACACCUCCCUCAUGGACGGCACCGAGGCCUUCUGGCUCAGUCUCCCCUCAGCCCCUCAGGGACAGCUGAUCCCUGUGAUGAGUCAGUGGCGAGGAAAGUUCUGUGUAAAGCUAAACAUCACCAACCCUGGAGCGGUGAGCUGGUUUCUUGACAGGGUGGGAUCCCUGCAGGCACACCUAGGAAUGGAAUAUGUCGUGCUGGAGGGGGCCGAGGGAAAUCUGUUUGAGGAGCAAGCUCUGCGGCCUCCGCAGGCUCUCGGAGGAGACAAGUACAUCAGCCUGCUGGCCGACAUGGCCACACGGAUAGGAGACUCCACCAUAGUGACUGCGGGCACACGGUCAAGCCACAGGCCUCUGUUUGUGAGGAUGACCCCCUUGCAGUCCGACUGGAGCCCAAUGGGCCUGAAGGGCAUCAUUCCCUCCCUGCUGCACCACACUCUGCUGGGAUACAACUUCCUCAUUCCUGAUGCAGUAGGUGGUUCUCUGUCUGGGGACUUGGUUACAGAUGAAGAGUUGUUCAUCCGUUGGCUGGAGAUCACAGCUUUCCUUCCUGUUAUCAGCUUCCACACGCCACCCUGGGUCUGCGGAGAGGACCGGGUGUUAAACCUCACACGGGCCUACAUAGCGAAACACCAGAGGGAUGUGGUCCCACUGAUAGAAAAGUAUGCAGAUGAGUGGCAGAUGACGGGAAACCCCAUCUACCGGCCGAUGUGGUGGCUCAGUCCAAGUGACCCUAUGACUUUCACCAUCGAUGACCAGUUCCUCAUCGGAGACGAGGUUCUAGUGGCACCAGUGCUGGAGAAGGGGGCAGUGCAGAGGGAUAUUUAUUUACCUGAUGGGGGCUUCCAGUGGACGGACAUCCGCGAUGCGCAGGUGUUCGACGGGGGGACCUUCCUACAGGAUUACCCUGUGCCCUUGGAAGAUGUGGCUGUUUUCUUACGGAGAAGCUGAGUCACAUGACUGGUCCACCGAGUCACCCGACUUAUCCUGUUACUGUUUUGAAUCAAAUCUUUUUUUUUUUUUUAUUACUCGUGCUGUUCUUAACUUGCACUUUUCCACUGAAGACUAUUGACCCUGUCUCAGGGCUUGAGAUGAUAUGUAGAAAGAAUUUUUUUUAUACUUGCACUUUACAGUUCAUAAUGAUUUUUUUUCAUUUGUCACAAUCUUUUUCUUACUUUUGAAAAAUGUUAAUCGGUUUUACCUCUUGGCUGAUUUGUUUCCGGACUUUUUGAUCUGUUCUGCUUUUUUUUGUAUGUAAGUUCCGGAGAAAUCUGUGCGUUUACAUAUCACAUUUCUACAGUCUUUAAAUCACUGCUGGCUCUCCCGAUAAGGAGGAACAAAGAAUCUGAAUCUCUCAAGAAUACCAAAUGAAGAUAGAGAAGGACAGAGGAAAAGGCUUAUUGGGAGGAAACUAGCUCACAGAAAGUUUCGUACAGAGGCCGAAGCACCGUGGUACCAUAUGUCUUGCUAACUCAUCAAAGAGGCUUUUACUUGAACUAUUCAGUCCAAGGGGCUGAUGUUUAAUGAAUGUACCUCAAGUUAUGGUUUUUCAGUGCUUUACAGAGUCAUUAGACGCAACAAUCUUACCCCUUAGUACUUAUUCAGUAUUUCAACCCAAUUUAUCAACAUACCACUUUGUUGGACAUAUAUAAAUGUCCCUUAGUACUGUAGGCCAGAUAAACUUGAGGCCAAGCCACUGUAAUUGUAACUCUGGCUAUAUUUGAAUUUAGUUUAUAUAUUGCCUUCUUACUAACCUACUGUAGUAAGGUAUUUCAAAUGGGCUGCUAUUUUUUUAGUCUGUGUUAUGUUGAUAGGCUCUUCUGAAGAAAUCCUUGUUGACGGCAGUGCAGAGGUCGACAUAUUAACAGAGUUAAACAUGUUAGGAAAUACACUUGUUUGCUUUUGUGCUGAGAGUUAGAUGAGAAGACAGAGUUUUAACAUUCACACUGCAUUUAAAACAUAAUUGACCCUUUGUUUUUUGUACGAUUUUUAGCAAUGUAAGUUUAAAUCAAGUACAUACUCAUCACCCCCAAAAUCUGACUACCUGCACCUUUUACCAUAUAAAUAUGAGAGGGCUCUCAAUCUGAAUUUAAGACUCGACAAGAAAGCAAAUAAGUGCAUUUCCAGAGAUGUCAAACUAUAUCUCUAAUUGGGCAACAUGGGGAAAGCAGCUCUUCUGAUCCCAAUAAAUAGGCUACAAUGCUUUCAUUCAUAACACAUCUUUCUAUGGCAGACACUUGCCAAUACAAAAAGUCACAGACAUGCAGUGGCCACUUCACAUAAAAGCUGAUGAGUGAGUAUCUUACCAUUUGGUCAUUGUAAUCACAUCAACAUCUAUUGUUUGCCUUAAUUUAGUAGUAUUUCUCAUGUGAAAUGUUUUUUUAAGUGGGGUUUAACCAAACUAUAUGCUUUAAGCUAAUACUGUGUAAAUGAGACAACUGAUUUUCUUUUAGGACUAUAUUCAACAAUAGCCCUGGCCUUUUGCACCAUGAUGCAUUGCUCAAUGUGCAGUUAGUUACUUUGCUAUUCUUUAUUGAUUUGUUCUUCACAAGACAAUCUUAACUGGCCAGCAGUGACGAUACAGAGUCCGAAAACGUAUCACUUUUAGUGAAUGCUUUACCACUAAACUGAUUGUGUAAUUUUGAUCCAAAACGUUUACUGUAUCAACUCGAACACUCAGGUCUACUGAAGCUUAUCAAAUCACCAAAUGUCUUAGUGCAACUCAGUAUGUUGUGAACACAUCAACGUCUUAAUCUCUCCCAGAGCUGAAUGUACAAUGGACAAACUGUGAUUUCCCCAACCAAGACCUUUGUGCGAGAGCUUUUCUAGUUCCCGUUCUAAUGCAUUUAUGGAAUGCCGUGGUAUGUUCAUGUUUAAGUUGCAGGAAAAAGCUUUGAUGUGUUUAUUCCUUCUCUCUACAGACUGUGUGUAUCAUUGGGCCUUAAUAUGCUACUCUUAAAUCUCGACGACACCAGUGUCUGGAUUAUUGCAGUAUCAGCAAUGUACAUAUUACGAUGACUGUGCCAUUACAAGUGUUUUUUCUGUUCUGUAAAUCAGAGAAAUUAGAAUGACAAAGUUGCAAUAAAGUUUACAUUUUCUUACUUCA
This is a messenger RNA of Eleginops maclovinus (Patagonian blennie), 4622 nucleotides long. RefSeq names its product SITS-binding protein. The transcript is spliced from 10 exons. The record is from RefSeq and is a predicted model, not a curated record. NCBI's taxonomy places the organism in Eukaryota, Metazoa, Chordata, Actinopteri, Perciformes, Eleginopidae. The coding region runs from base 386 to 2467 and encodes 693 amino acids.